Molecule: messenger RNA, 4950 nt
Organism: Psammomys obesus (fat sand rat)
Lineage: Eukaryota; Metazoa; Chordata; Mammalia; Rodentia; Muridae
Gene: Fkrp
Product: fukutin related protein
Exons: 3
Coding region: 280-1764 (494 amino acids)
Biological process (GO): protein O-linked glycosylation via mannose
Cellular component (GO): Golgi apparatus
Source: RefSeq, a predicted model, not a curated record
UUCAAACGGAAAAGAGUCCUUGACUUUUUCUUUUCUUUUCUUUUUUUUUUUUGAGACAGGGUUUCUCUGUGUAGCGUUGGCUGUCCUGGACUCUCUUUGUAGACCAGUAGACCAGGCUGGCAUCGAACUCACAGUGAUCCGCCUGCCUCUGCCUCCCUGAGUGCUGGGACUAAAGCAGGCCAGAUGACCCAAGGUGGAACCACCCUUCUUGAUCACCCUCAGCCUGAAACCUAGGGAGGAUGCCCUGGACGCUCAGGCUAGGGUCUGACAUCGGGCCCCAUGCGGCUCUCCCGCUGCUGGGCUGCCCUGGCAGCCGCCAUCAUCCUCAACCUCCUAGUGUUCUUCUAUGUGUCAUGGCUACAACACCAGCCCAGAAACUCCCGGGCACGGGGACCCCGCCGGACUCCUGCCAUUGGUCCCCGGGUCACCGUCCUGAUUCGGGAAUUUGAGGCUUUUGACAACGCGGUGCCAGAGCUGGUGGAUUCCUUCCUGCAGCAGGACCCAGCCCAGCCCGUGGUGGUGGCGGCCGACACACUCCCUUACCCACCCCUGGCCUUGCCUCGCAUCCCCAACGUUCGCCUGGCGCUGCUCCAGCCGGCCCUAGAUAGGCCAGCCUCGGCCUCGCGCCCGGAGACCUACGUGACUACCGAGUUCGUGGCCCUGGUGCCUGACGGAGCGCGGGCCGAGUCACCAGGCCACCUGGAGCGUAUGGUGGAGGCGCUCCGGGGAAGCAGCGCGCGUCUAGUGGCCGCCCCGGUCGCCACCGCCAACCCAGCGCGGUGUCUGGCGCUGAACGUGAGCCUCCGGGAGUGGACUGCGCGCUACGGCCCAGCGCUCAGCGCGCCCCGCUGCGACGCCUUGGAUGGCGACGCCGUGCUGCUGCUGCGCUCCCGAGACCUCUUCAACCUCUCCGCGCCCCUGGCGCGGCCGCUGACCACCAGCCUCUUCUUACAGACCGCCCUGCGCGGCUGGGCAGUGCAGCUGCUGGACCUGACUUUCGCCGCGGCUCGCCAGCCCCCGCUGGCCACCGCCCACGCGCGCUGGAAGGCAGAACGCGAGGGGCGCUCGCGGAGGGCGGCGCUGCUGCGCACACUGGGUAUCCGCCUGGUGAGCUGGGAGGGCGGGCGGCUCGAGUGGUUCGGCUGCAGCAAGGAGAGCGCGCGCUGCUUCGGCACCGUGGCGGGCGACACCCCCGCCUACCUGUACGAGGGCCGCUGGACGCCGCCCUGCUGUUUGCGCGCGCUGCGCGAGACUGCGCGCUAUGUGGUGGGCGUGCUGGAGGCGGCGGGCGUGCGCUACUGGCUGGAGGGCGGCUCGCUGCUGGGUGCAGCCCGCCAUGGCGACAUCAUCCCAUGGGACUACGACGUAGACCUGGGCAUCUACCUGGAGGACGUGGGCAACUGCGAGCAGUUGCGCGGCGCCGAGGCCGGCUCGGUGGUGGAUGAACGCGGCUUCGUGUGGGAGAAGGCGGUGGAGGGUGACUUUUUCCGAGUGCAGUACAGCGAGAGCAACCACCUGCACGUGGACCUGUGGCCCUUCUACCCCCGCAAUGGGGUCAUGACCAAGGACACGUGGCUGGACCACCGGCAGGAUGUGGAGUUCCCAGAGCACUUUCUGCAGCCGCUGGUCCCCCUGCCCUUUGCCGGCUUCGUGGCACAGGCCCCUAACAACUACCGCCGCUUCCUGGAGCUCAAAUUCGGGCCUGGGGUCAUCGAGAACCCGGAGUACCCCAACCCUGCACUCCUAAGCCUGACAGGCGGCUGAAGCCCCGUUGCCCCCAAUGGGACCGGGUGGAGGGAACAGCGGGGUACAGGAAUCUGUUCUUUGCCUUUGGGGUUCUGUGUGGAUCUGAACAAGUUUUUUUGAGUGGGCAGUGGGGGUGUACACUGGAGAAAAAAGUGUACAAGGAAGACUGGCGGAAGCCCUCAGGACAGCUCUGGCUUUGGCGGGAAGCAGAACCCAGCCGAAGGCUGGCGCAACACGUAGAUUCUGAAGCCGUGAGAUGGACUGUGUGUGGAGACCUCCUAGCCCAUCCUCGUAAUGGAGGAAAGUGGUGGCCUUCGAAGUCAAAGCCCAGGGAUUUGAGUCCAUCCUUCAUCGUCUCCGCCCUAUAUUCCAGGAGCCGUAGACCCUUGGAAAGUGAGGUCCGGAGAACAGACCGGCCAGCUUCAGUCUACCACAUUCACCUUACGUGGCCCUGAACCAGUUAGUCACUCAGUCUCGCUCUCCACCUCAGUUUCUUUUGAGAUACUGAAUUGCCUCCAUUGGUGUCUAUAAUCCUCAGGACCCUUAGCUGUAGUGCUUGCUUCCUCCACCAGAGGGUGCGUUUGUCCCUCCAUUUCAUCUUUGAUGAAGGCGGGCACCUUCUCUUAGCCCGCAUCUCUGGUUUUCUUGGAGUGGCUCUGGGAAGUGGAGACAGCACUGGCCACCUCCCCUCCUGUGGCACUGUUCUUGGAGAGCGCCGCGUGAGGUAUCUGCUGCUUUUAAUCCCGUCGUGCUCCCAGAGGACUAAUAAGGCUCUGGUUUGGGAUCCUGGCUGACAUAUUACAUCUAUUCCAGUCCUCGAUACCUGUUUCCCCAGCUGCCAGGAGGGGUAAACCUUAAUCAUGGCUCAUUUACAGAGAGCUUCCUGAGGCCCAGGCAUACACACGACCGGAUUUAUCCUCCCACCCCUGAAUUGACAGCUGCUAUUAUAUCCAUUUGUCGGGGAGGAAAAAUGAGGCCAAACGACAGUUACUUACUAUAACCAGAUAGUUUAGGAAGUGGCCAAUAGGGGACUUGAAUUCAGGUCAUCAUUUCAAGGCCUACACUUCACUUCCUCUUUAGAUCCUGCUGCAGAAAAUAGUACCCAAGUAGGGCCUUUCGGUGGCUAUUAUGCCACUUAACAGGUUAAAAUUUUUUUCCUUAUUUGAUCAUGCAUAUAAAUUAUGUUCAAACUGCUACUACCAGGCUGUUAUUGUUAAAUAAGUCUUAAAUUAUGCUACUUUAAAAUUUAAAAAUUCAAAAUGAAUAGAGCCUUUUGGGUUUUUUGGCUUCAUUCUAGGACUUGUUCCACACACUUCCUGGAUGUGACCCCGCUCCCCCCAAUUCAUUUUACUGGGAGGAACAGGAGUUUGAGACAGGGUCUAACUUUCUAGCUCAGGAUAGCUUCAAACUUAUGAUCUUCCUGUCUCUGCAUGUGGAGUACUGGGAUUACAAGUAUGCACCACAAAGUGUGGUCCAAAGGAGGAUUUUUGUUGUUGCUCCUUGACCCAAAGUCUGUCCUUGCGAUGGAUCCUAGGCUAGCCUGCAAUUUGCAAUCCUGCCUCAGUCUCCCAGGUGCUAGGAUUAUAGGUAUGUAAUCUUGAUUUUUUUUUUUUUUAAAGCACAGGGCUAGGGAUGUAGCUCUCAGGUUUAUCUAGCCUGCACAGGCCCUAGACUUGAUCACCUGUACCACAAAAUGAUAAUAACUAACUUAUUUAUUAUAAAAUAUUACAAAAUAUUUAUUAUAAAAUAAUAAAAGCCAACUAUGAAAGCCGGGCACAGCUGUAUGCAUUUGUGAUCUCAGCUAUUUGGGAGGCUAAGGCUAGAGUAUCUCCAGCCCAGGAUGUCAAGGCCAGCCUUCAACAUAGCCAGACUCCAUCUCAAGCAAAGUAAAACCCGGGAACGGUGGUUUUUGCCUACAACCUCAGCACUUGAGAGGUGGAGGCAGGAGGAGCAGAAGUUCAAGGCCAUCAACACCUCCAUGGAGCAAGCCAGGCUGAGCUACAAGUGACCAUGUCUCAAAAAAACAAACUAUUGGGCCCAGUGUAGUGACGCACGCCUUUAUCACCAGCACUCAGGAGGCUGAAGCAGGAGGAUCUCUGUGAGUUUGAGGCCAGUCUGGUCUACAUAGCUGACUCUAGACAGCCAGGGCUAUACAGAGAAAUGCUGUCUCAAGAAAAGGGAAGGAGGGGCUCUCAGUGGGUAAAAGUGCUUGUUAUAUGUGCUGGUUUUUUUUUUUUUUCCAUCUUGACACAAGUUAGGGUCAUCUGGGAAAGGGACCCUCAAUUGAGAAAAUGCCUCAAUCAGAUUGGCCUGUAGGCAAGUCUGUGGGGCAUUUUCUUGAUUAAGUGAUUGAUGAGAGAUGGCCUAGCCCACCGUGUGAAUGGUGGCACCCCUGAGCAAGGUGGUCCUGAGUUAUAUAAGAACCAGGCUGAGCAAGCCAGUAACAAUACCCCUCCAUGGCUUCUGCUUCAGUUCCCGCCUCCUUGUUCCUGCACUGACUUCCCUCAGUGAUAGACUGUGACCUGUGGGCUGUAGGAAAUAAGCCCUUUUCUCCCCAAGUUGCUUUUGGUCAUGGAAUUUUAUCACAACAACGGAAAUCAAACUAGGACACUGUUCAACCAUGAGACUUGAGUUCACAUCACCAGCAGGCAUGUAACUUUACACAGGGGCUAAAGUUCUGGCUCAGCAUCAAAUAGACAAGUGCUUUUGCAGAAGACCCAGGUCCCAUUCUUGAAAUGCACAAGGUGUCUCAGAACUAUCACUAACCCCUAUUCCAGGAGAUCGGAUGCAUUUUCUGGUUCUCAAGGGCAGCAGAAAAUACAAGCAAAACAAAAACCCCAAAUCCAGGCAGUGGUGGCACACAUCUUUAAUCCCAGCGCUUGGGAGGCAGAGGCAGGCAGAUCUCUGAGACUUUGAGGCUAGCCUGGUCUACAAAGCGAGUUCCAGGACAGCCAGAGCUACAUAGAGAAACCCUGUCUAGAAAAUACAAAGAAUAAGGCAAAGAAACUCUUGAAGGGUAUCCUGGGUCAUGAGUAGCAGACCGUCCCCCACACGAUAAUGAUAAUAGGGCCAGCAAGAUGGCUCAGCAGCUGAAAACACUUGCCGCCAAGCCUGUCAACCUCCGUUGGAUUGCCAGGUCCCACAUGGUGGAUGAGAAGCAUGCCUGGCCUUCCCCAGUAAAUUAAUAAAGAAUGUGUAAGUUUA